Penicillium pulvis is the source of this 2046-nucleotide messenger RNA. RefSeq lists its product as uncharacterized. NCBI's taxonomy places the organism in Eukaryota, Fungi, Ascomycota, Eurotiomycetes, Eurotiales, Aspergillaceae. The transcript has 4 exons. Gene Ontology annotation, molecular function: serine-type peptidase activity. Gene Ontology annotation, biological process: proteolysis. The record is from RefSeq and is a predicted model, not a curated record. Bases 1 to 2046 code for a protein of 681 amino acids.
AUGCGCCUCCGAGUGAACGCUAUUGUUGCUGCUACCUUGUUAGCAGUACAGUCUACCGCUAGUGUCAUCCCCCGAAGCGAGAGCACAGAUGCCUGUGGUCAAAUAUAUAAGCGUUUUAAUAACGCUGGGAACAGCUCCAUUGUAAGGAUGCCGGGUGAACUGGGCCUUCAAUGUCUCCAGUCCAUGCCCUUUGAACCAAAACGCGCUGUCGCAUGGGUGAAAGAAUAUCGCAAAUGGCUUCUCUUUCAGUCAGAUCUCGAGAUCUUGAAGAAUCCUCCCUCUGAUUAUCAUAUGCCCGCUACGGACCUCAUUGGAACUCUCGAUAUAAUUGAGAAGAGAGCUGCUGAUAGGGACUAUAAAAACCAAUGGGAAUUUGACACCGACGUGAAAAACAUGAUUAUCUCUGCUUAUGAUGGCCACUUGGGUAUUACGAUGUGUUCAUAUUUGAUCGCUCCGGAGACUAUGAGAUACACGAAUGAUGUACCGCUUGUUUCUGUUUCAACUAACGGGACUGCCAUUCCUGACGUGUACACAUUCGCCGAUGCUGGAUUGUUGAAGUCGCAUAAGGAUAGAGUGUCUCCGAUUGUCUCAAUCAAUGGGGUUGAUGUUGUCACAUACCUGGAAGAAAUUUCGUUGACAACAAACGCUCAGGAUCGUGAUGCAUUAUACAAUACAGUCUUUCCCUCGAACCCAGUGAGCAUUGGUGUUGGAACAUUGAACUUCUUGGAAGGCUCUGGACUUUUCAGUAACCCCGCAAUCUGGCCUGGAGCAGAACGUACCCUUCACUAUGCAAACGGAACAUCUCAAGUUGUUAGAACGGUAUUGGAAGUUACGAAUUGGCAAUGGAAGUCCGGUAAAUCACUAUACAACCAUUGGUGCCUCCCGUCCUCCAAUUCCAAGCGCUCCUUAUCAUCUUCAAAAGUCUCGAAACGUUCAUCAGACUCCAAAAGCCCUUCGGGCUACCCAACUCCGCACUCCAGCACCUUGGAUUUCACUCUGAUGAGUUUCUUCCCUGAGAGCAGCAACCUGAAGGAUGCAGCAGUUCUUGCAAUUCCUACAUUUGAAUGGGUCUUUGGACAGCCCGAUGUGCUCGCCCGGGAUUUCAUCGUCAAGGCUGCUAAGGAGGGAAAAAAGAAAAUGAUCAUCGAUCUCCAAGGCAAUGGAGGUGGCCUCAUUUCAGCAGGCUGGAACUUAUUCCGACUCUUCUUCCCUGAUCAAGAGGUCUACUCCGCAACCCGUUUCCGCGCCCAUGAAGGUAUCAAUUUCAUCGGAGAAGCAGUCGCGCGUUUACCCAUCAACAAUUCCGAUAUCAAGGACAACAUCCUUAACUGGAAGGAAAAUGUCACACCCGAUCAAAAGGAAGGCUUCUCCUCCUGGGCAGACCUUUACGGACCCCAUGAAGUCUUCGGAGUGAACUCUUCCAGCCUAUUCGCAUUCAACCUGUCUAUGGUUUCUACUGCCGCAUCGCAACCCAUUAGCGGAUACGGUGAUGUGCCCCUCAACCCAAAGACCCAGAGCUUCGCGGCUGAGGACAUCAUCAUUAUCACUGAUGGCUACUGCGCCUCCACCUGCACCUUAUUCACAGAGUUGAUGAAGGCCCAGGGCGUCCGCAGUAUCGUCUUCGGUGGACGACCGCAGACUGGUCCCAUGCAGGCUAUGGGUGGUAUUAAGGGUGCAGAGGUAAUGGAUCUCGCCAGUUUGGCCGAGAUCUUGUCUGAUGCGAAGAAACUCGCCAACUCUUCAUCGCUUCUUUCGGACGAGGACUUGGAGAACUGGGAUAAGUACGUACCCAGUCCUCUCAGUGAGUUCCCUUAUGGGAUGAUCGCUGCCGCCGUGAAUCUUCUGAAUUCUUUUGGUCCUGCGAACGAUACUGUCCCCAGGCAAUAUAUUUAUGAAGCAGCUGAGUGUCGUCGUUUUUUCUCGUAUGAUAACAUUGUGGAUCAGGAGACUACUUGGGCAUCUGCUGCUGAUGCUAUGUUUUAUGGUGGUGGGUGUGUGGAGGGCUCUAUAAAUGGGACUGGAAGCCUUUUUCCAGCAUCAGUAUAG